AUGCCAUUACUUCUGCUCAUUCCAGCAGCUGCCCUGGAACUGGCAGCACAAGGGCCUCCCCUGGUGUCAAAAGGAGCACAACACACAACAGGGAAAGAAAUAGUCCCCACCAUUGUAAAUGUGACGUGCAACGACAUUAAAACGCCUGGUGGAUAUAUGUUUGAUAUUAAGCCUGUAAAUCAGGACCCUGUGGAGUCGGUUGAUAUAACCCAAAAUGGAGUUAAGAUUUACGUUGGUAAAUUUGAAGAUCUGAGUUGGUCAUCUAAAGGAAGGGAUGUAAAAGCAAUAACUACAACUAACUGCAGUAGCAUAAAUGUGAAAUGGACUCACAACACAACGGAAGGAUACAUCGUGGAUAGUUAUCUAGAUAUCAAUGCUGUAAGUGAGUCAGAGACCAAAGAGACCAAAGAGACAGAGCAAUCUUCCACUGACAGCAACUGGCCCAUUAUUAUUGCUUGCACUGUCAUAGCCGUCUUUGUGGUCAUAGUUUGUGGGCUUUUGUGGGCCUGGUGUAAGAAGAAAAGGCGAGGCUGUGUGGACGAGAUCAAGAAUCGCUGUGUCAACAAACAACCGGGGACUUCUAAUGUAGAUUACAAUCGAAGUGAUGAUGAUAACAGCAACAAUGCACAGCGAGAAGCAUUGCUGCAUAAGAGAAGUGAGAACGGCAUGUCUAAUGGUGGGACGGAUGUUUCAAUUGAUAUGCAAGCCUGCACAACUGAUAAAAACAACGAUGACGAAAUAGCGCCUCAGGUCAACGGGAUCGUACUGCAUAAGGACCGGAAGGGAAACAUGGGACAUGACCCCGGUGGCGGAAAAGACACUACCCUGCACUGCAACGGGGAUCUUUCACAUCAUGACAAAUCCACUGGUGAACAGCAGAUUAGCGGUGACGAGGAAGAUGGAUGCUCUUCAGCUUUCAAUCAAAGAUCGACUCGAGAAGAGCCUUUUGACGAGACAGCAGGAAGUGAAGGCCGAGCGCCGGUGCACGGUGUCGGCCCGGGCAGAGCGAGGAUCUCUCCACCUGAUAACGAAGCUAACCAUAAAGCAUCAGCCAAUAUGUUAAAUAAUAAUAAUAAAUAA
Knipowitschia caucasica is the source of this 1080-nucleotide messenger RNA. The record is from the annotation of a GenBank genome assembly. NCBI's taxonomy places the organism in Eukaryota, Metazoa, Chordata, Actinopteri, Gobiiformes, Gobiidae.